CUAUAAAUUCAUCUAAAAAACAAGACCCACAUUUUAUCUACUAAUUAUUUUGUUUUUACAAUAAUUAACCUGAAAAAUCCCUGGAACAAGAAAAAUGGCAAACCAAGGUCAUCCCGGCAACACUUACAACGCUGAACAAGAUACGAAUCAGGCGCAGAUGCGGAGGCGGGAUCUCGUUGACCAACCAUCCGACAUCCAUAGCCAAGGCCAAGCCACCAAAUUGCUUCAAGAGAGUGGUGCACAAGCUAAGGACGCGGCGCAUACCGCCGUCAACAUGGCCAAGGGAGCAGCGGUAGGGGCCGCUAACAUGGCGCAGGGGGCGGCGGAGGUGGUUAAGAAUACUCUAGGGAUGAACACCAACACCACCGGUGGCUCAGCAGGCCUAAGAAACAACAGCCACCCUAGUACCAAGAUGUAAAUUCACUUCCGAUCCGUUGAUUCAUAUUAUACUCGUUUUCAUGCAAAUUCGAUUUUUUAGUUUAUUUCUAGUA
Molecule: messenger RNA, 491 nt
Organism: Salvia miltiorrhiza (redroot sage)
Lineage: Eukaryota; Viridiplantae; Streptophyta; Magnoliopsida; Lamiales; Lamiaceae
Exons: 3
Coding region: 95-418 (107 amino acids)
Source: RefSeq, a predicted model, not a curated record